AGAUGGGUACAGAGAUACAGACAAGGGUAUGGAUAUUCUUUUAUAGUUUAUAGUAUGCAUUCUUGACAGUAUAAGAUUCCUGAUAACACAAAGAAUGAGGUUAGUGGAAUUUAUAAUUUUUUAGUAUAGGAUUUGUAUGUCAGAAAACAAAAAGAUUUGGGUGUGUUUCAUGUUCCUACCGUUGAUGUUCAGUAAGGGAAAAGGUUGAGAGUGGACAGAUCUUGAUUGAAAAAGUUGACACUUUGAAUAGUGUUACAGAUUCUGAAGUCUCAGUACUAAAUACAUUGCAAUCUGAUAUAAUGGCUACUGUGGAGCUUGAAUCAAACAAGAAUCUUGCUAAUGACCAUGACCACAUGAAGGGAGUCAAAGAUCUGUUGGACGCAGGUGUUAUAAAUUCAGUGCCUGAUAAGUAUGUCUUUCCUGAGAACAGACGCCCAUCAGCCGCUCAAGUGGUACAAGGAGAGAGUAUACCAAUUAUUGAUAUCUCAGGCCUUGAUGGAUCCCAACAGGAACGAAUUCAAACCAUCCAAGCUCUUGGCCAGGCUUGCUCAGAGUGGGGUUUCUUCCGGGUAAUUAAUCAUGGGAUUCAGGCAUCUCUGAUAGGCAGUAUGUUAGAUGUAGCCCAUCAGUUUUUCUUGCUCUCCUCUGAGGAGAAGAUGAAGUAUGGGAACAGGGAUGUUCUGGAUCCAGUGAGAUAUGGAACCAGCUUCAAUGCCAAAGUUGACCAAUUUUUCAAUUGGAGAGAUUAUUUGAAGCAUUUCUGUCAUCCUGUACUGCAUACUCCAGACAAUCCCCCAAAUUACAGAGAGGUUGCUGGACAAUACUUCAAGGAAAUCAGAAAAUUGGCUUUGAAAUUAAUGGCAGCCAUAUCUGAAAGCUUGGGACUGCAACCAACUUACAUAGAAACUGUCUUCAAAGAGGGCCUUCAGAUUGGUGCACUAAACUUUUACCCUAGGUGCCCUGAACCAGAGCUUACAAUGGGCUUUGUACCCCAUUCUGAUCAUGGGGGUCUCACCGUACUAUUACAAGAUGAGGUGGGAGGUCUGCAAGUGCGCCAUAAGGAUCAUUGGGUGGCAGUGGAACCAGUUCCAAACACUUUCGUUGUCAAUGUUAGCGACCAUUUGGAGAUUGUGAGCAAUGGGAGAUACAAAAGCGUGGAGCACAGAGCCGUGGUGAAUGCAGAGAGAGCAAGAAUUUCAAUAGCAGCAGCAAAUGGGCCUGCUUUGGAUGCUUUGAUAUUUCCUGCUCCACAACUAGUUGAUGAAACUCACCCACUCCUGUACAGUUCUAUGUUGUAUGGAGAGUUUCUUAGGCAGCAGCAGAGCACAGCCCUUGUAGGUAAAGGUAACUUAGAUCUGCUCAAGACACCAAAAAGGGAAUAAUUGUGGUGCUGAGAAUGCCUAUGUGUUUUGGCUUUGCAGCAGGGUAUAAGUUCCCGUGUAUGCUCACUCAAAAGAGUUGUUUUAUUUUAAUUUAGUAUUCAAGAAUCAAUAUUUAUUUUUUAAUUUAUCAAAAAGAUAUUUUAUUUUA
Molecule: messenger RNA, 1530 nt
Organism: Cryptomeria japonica (Japanese cedar)
Lineage: Eukaryota; Viridiplantae; Streptophyta; Pinopsida; Cupressales; Cupressaceae
Product: flavanone 3-dioxygenase 2
Exons: 4
Coding region: 300-1382 (360 amino acids)
Source: RefSeq, a predicted model, not a curated record